This is a messenger RNA of Cladophialophora yegresii CBS 114405, 1599 nucleotides long. Its product is annotated as dolichyl pyrophosphate Glc1Man9GlcNAc2 alpha-1,3-glucosyltransferase. The record is from RefSeq and is a predicted model, not a curated record. Gene Ontology annotation, biological process: protein N-linked glycosylation. Bases 1 to 1599 code for a protein of 532 amino acids. Gene Ontology annotation, cellular component: endoplasmic reticulum membrane. Gene Ontology annotation, molecular function: dolichyl pyrophosphate Glc1Man9GlcNAc2 alpha-1,3-glucosyltransferase activity. NCBI's taxonomy places the organism in Eukaryota, Fungi, Ascomycota, Eurotiomycetes, Chaetothyriales, Herpotrichiellaceae. The transcript is spliced from 4 exons.
AUGGCCUCUGCCGUCUCACAAUCAUUGAACCAGUUCCGUGACAAGACACCAAUCGUUCCGGAAAAGAGGCAGCCGAAGCCAAACAGACCCGGUCAUGAUCAAUGGCCUUCGUUGCUUCAGACAGCCAUUGUAGCCGGUGCCUUGAAGAUACUGCUAUUCCCAGCGUACAAGUCCACAGACUUCGAGGUCCAUCGGAACUGGCUUGCCAUCACCCACUCAUUGCCCGUGAAGAAGUGGUAUUAUGAGGCUACCUCAGAAUGGACUCUGGACUACCCUCCGGCCUUCGCAGUGUUUGAAUGGUGUCUGUCAUGGCCGGCCAGCCUGAUUGAUGCUGGAAUGGUGCAAGUUCAGAAUUUGAACUACGACUCCUGGGCGACCAUAUGUUUUCAGCGGAGUUCGGUCAUCAUUACAGAGUUACUCCUGGUCUAUGCUUUAUACAAAUACACGGAGUCUUCACCGCCCUCGACGCGACGCCGGAGCCAUGCUGUGUCAUUAUCCAUUCUCCUCUCGCCCGGCUUCUUGAUCAUUGACCACAUCCACUUUCAGUACAAUGGCUUCCUGUAUGGCAUCUUGAUCCUGUCGAUUGUGUUCGCAAGGAAGGGAUCGACUAUGUUGCUCAGUGGCAUCCUCUUCGCAGUACUGCUGUGUUUCAAACACAUCUACCUAUAUUUGGCGCCCGCCUACUUCGUCUACCUACUCCGGGCAUAUUGUCUUCACCCAAACAACAUGUUUCGGCCGCAGCUCACCAACAUUCUCAAACUCGGGACAAGCGUAAUCGGCAUCUUCGGUGCGGCAUUUGGGCCUUUCGCAGCAUGGGGUCAAUUAGACCAACUGAAGAGCCGACUGUUUCCGUUCGCGCGGGGUCUCUGCCACGCAUAUUGGGCACCAAACGCAUGGGCGAUAUACUCCUUCCUUGACAGAGUGCUAAUCGUUGCUGCGCCUUAUCUUGGUCUCAGUGUGGACGAGAAGGCCGUGCACAGCGUUACCCGAGGUUUGGUUGGAGAUACCUCGUUUGCUGUUCUACCGGAUAUUACGGCUCAGACGUGCUUCGGACUCACACUUGCGUUUCAGACGAUUGCCCUGACAAAACUAUGGUUUACUCCGAAUUGGGAGUCGUUCGUUGGCGCUCUCACCCUUUGUGGAUACGCGUCUUUCUUGUUUGGCUGGCAUGUCCAUGAAAAGGCAAUCCUGCUGGUGAUCAUUCCGUUCAGCCUGCUGUCGAUCAAGGACCGGCCAUACCUAGCAAGUUUCCGUCCUUUGGCUGUUGCAGGUCACGUCUCAUUGUUUCCGCUGCUGUUCACCGCGGCCGAGUUUCCCAUCAAGGUUGGCUACACGAUAUCCUGGCUGAUCAUCUUCCUGUAUGCCUUUGAUCAGCUGGCCCCGGUUCCGGCACGCAGGAGAGUCUUCUUGUUGGACCGGUUCGCUCUACUCUACAUUGCAAUAGCAGUGCCGUUGAUGGCUUACUGCUCGCUACUUCACCAGGUAGUGUUUGGGAACAGAUAUCAAUUUCUGCCGCUGAUGUUCAUCAGCUCAUACUCGGCAAUAGGAGUGCUGGGUUCGUGGUUGGGGUUCAUGGUGUGUUAUCUGUCCGAGAGAUAG